Naumovozyma castellii is the source of this 1491-nucleotide messenger RNA. RefSeq names its product glucokinase (gene GLK1). The coding region runs from base 1 to 1491 and encodes 496 amino acids. The record is from RefSeq and is a predicted model, not a curated record. The transcript has a single exon. Lineage: Eukaryota; Fungi; Ascomycota; Saccharomycetes; Saccharomycetales; Saccharomycetaceae.
AUGUCCUUUGAAGAUUUACACAAGGCCACUGCGCAAGCUUUGACCAAGGCCGUCGACGAAUUAGUCGCCGAAUUCGAAGUCACUCCUGCUAAAUUGGAUGAAUUGACCGCUUAUUUCAUUGAACAAAUGGAAAAGGGUUUGAAACCAACAGCUGACAAGGCUACCGACUUGGGUCUACCAAUGAUUCCAUCCUACGUCACCGGUAUUCCAAAUGGUACCGAAAAGGGUGUCCUUUUGGCCGCCGAUUUGGGUGGUACCAACUUCAGAGUUUGUUCCGUCGAAUUGAACGGUGAUCACACUUACAACAUGGAACAAAUGAAGGCUAAGAUCCCAGAUGAAUUAUUGGAUGACGAUACCGCCACUUCUGAACAAUUGUUCGGUUUCUUGGCUAGAAGAACUUUGGCAUUCAUGAAGAAAUUCCAUCCUGAAAUCUUGGAACAAGGUGAUGCUGCUAAGCCUGUCAAAUUGGGGUUCACCUUCUCAUACCCUGUCGAUCAAACUUCUUUGAACUCUGGUACUUUAAUCAGAUGGACUAAGGGGUUCAAGAUCCCUGACACUGUCGGUAAGGAUGUCGUCGAAUUGUACCAAACUGCAUUGAAGAAAGCCGGUUUACCAAUGGUUAACGUCGUUGCCUUGACUAACGAUACCGUCGGUACUUUGUUGUCUCACGGUUACACUUCCGAUAACACUGAUUCCAUGACCACUGGUGAAAUCUCUGAACCAAUAAUUGGUUGUAUCUUUGGUACCGGUACUAAUGGUUGUUACAUGGAAGAAAUUGAAAAAAUCACCAAGUUACCAGAAGAUUUAAAGAAGAAAUUAUUGGCUCAAGGUAAGACCCACAUGAUUAUUAACACUGAAUGGGGUUCCUUCGAUAACGAAUUGAAGCACUUACCAGCUACUAAGUAUGAUAUCGCUAUCGAUAAGGCUUCUGCUAACCCAGGUUUCCAUUUAUUCGAAAAGCGUGUCUCCGGUAUGUACUUGGGUGAAGUCCUAAGAUGUGUCUUGGUCGAUCUAUACAAGCGUGGGUUGAUCUUCUCUCAAUACAGAUCCGAAAAGCAAUUGCCUCACCGUUUGCAAACUGAGUUCGAAUUGGAUUCCGAAGUCUUAUCUCAUAUUGAAAUUGAUGACUCCACCGGUCUACGUGAAACUGAAUUGUCUUUGCUACAAAGUUUAAGAUUACCAACUUCUCCAUCUGAAAGAAUUGAAAUUCAAAAGUUGGUCAGAGCCAUUUCUCGUAGAUCCGCCUACUUGGCCGCCGUUCCAAUCGCUGCCAUCAUCAUCAAGACCGGUGUUUUGAAUAAGAGAUACCAUGGUGAAGUGGAAGUCGGUUGUGAUGGGUCCGUCAUCGAAUACUACCCAGGUUUCAGAUCUAUGUUGAGACACGCCUUGGCUAUCUCUCCAUUGGGAGCUGAGGGUGAACGUAAGGUGCAUCUCAAACUGGCUAAGGACGGCAGUGGCACAGGUGCCGCAUUAUGUGCUCUUGUAGCCUAA